Humulus lupulus (European hop) is the source of this 1127-nucleotide messenger RNA. RefSeq names its product DNA repair protein XRCC4. Lineage: Eukaryota; Viridiplantae; Streptophyta; Magnoliopsida; Rosales; Cannabaceae. The transcript is spliced from 5 exons. Bases 97 to 873 code for a protein of 258 amino acids. Gene Ontology annotation, molecular function: DNA binding. Gene Ontology annotation, biological process: positive regulation of ligase activity; double-strand break repair via nonhomologous end joining; DNA recombination. The record is from RefSeq and is a predicted model, not a curated record. Gene Ontology annotation, cellular component: DNA ligase IV complex; DNA-dependent protein kinase-DNA ligase 4 complex; nucleus.
GAAUUUCCCAUUUACAACAUAUAGUAUAAUUUUAUUUUAUGUUCUUUUUGAGAGAGAGAGAGAGAGAGAGAGAGAGAGAGAGAAAGAGAUUCAAAUAUGGAGGCACCAAGACAUAGCUGCUUGAAGCUUGAGCUCAAAGACGCCGAUGCAAUCUUCGUCAAAGGGUCCUGGUUCGAUUCUCGAUUCGAACUCUUCCUCACCGAUGGCCAUCACGCUUGGAUUUUCCGCGCGUCGGAAGAGGAGGUGAGAAGCCGAGCGGCACAGUGGGACCAACCUUUAUCGGAGUACGUGGCAUUGGCCGAGCGAUACUUGGGCUUUCAACAGCCCGAUUCACUUUAUGGCUUUGCUGAUGCCGGAGAUGGCCAUAAAAGGUUGUCAUGGUCUUUUGAGAAGGAAGGGACUAAGCUACAAUGGCGGUGGAAAUGUGAACCAGCCCCUGAUAGUAAGAAAACUACAGCAGAGAUAUUGGACUUUCUUAUGGAUGCAAACAUAAGACUAAGUGAGGAAGUUGUCAUAAAAACUCAAUCUUUUGAGAGAUUGAAAGUGGAAGCUGAGAAGUCUUUGGCACAGAGUGAGAAGAUUAGCAAGGAGAAAGUGGAGUUUGAAUCUGCAUUAUAUGCAAAGUUUCUCAAAGUCUUGAAUUCGAAGAAAGAAAAACUCAGAGAUUUGCGAGAUCAGCUUACAGAACAGGGUGCUGCUGUUGGGAAAUUGCCACAAGAAGAGGAAGAUGAAUUCACAGACACAACUAAAAGUUUCGAUGAUAGAAGUGAUGAUGAGAAAAGUGAGGAAGAAUCUUCGAAGAACAUCACAUGCACUUUAAAGGAUGCUCAGACAAGCAGGCCUCGUGGCCGAAAGAGGACCAUGCGGAAUUAGAGUUUCCUCUUUGUGUAGAUUAUCCAACAGUCUUAUGUCAAUACCAACACUGCUUCAUAACUAAUGCAUACUUUAGAAUAUGUAUUGUUAGGUCCUUUCUCAACACCAACACUGCAUCAUAACUAAUGCAUACUUUAGAAUAUGUAUUGUUAGGUCCUUUCUGUAUAUAUAUUUCUUUGGAUAUUGACAAGCUCUUUUUUUUUCUUUUAAUGUUGUGAUCAAGAAUUCAAAGCUAUUUAUUUAGUUUCACUUCA